AUGCGCCUCGUACUAGCAUUCCUCUCGCUCCUCUCCUGUGCCGCCGCGCAGUUCGGCUUCUUCGACCAAAUGUUCGGCGGCGGCGGCGGGCAGCACGACGACGGCCACCCGCACCAGCAGCACCAGCACCGCCAGGCCAACAACCCGAGCGACGCAUCGCUGUACCGCGCGCACUACGACCAGUCAUCCUGCGACAACUACCUCUGCCCCGACACCCUCGCCUGCGUCCACUUCCCGCACCACUGUCCCUGCGCCUGGGACGCCCACGAGGACAAGUUCGAGCUCGCCGACGGCCGCCGCCUGUGCGUCUCCAAGGGCGGCUUCCGCCCCGGCGAGGCCGCCCGCAAGGUCGAGCUCGCGCGCAAGGGGCUGCUGUGA
Purpureocillium lilacinum is the source of this 378-nucleotide messenger RNA. RefSeq names its product long chronological lifespan protein 2. Lineage: Eukaryota; Fungi; Ascomycota; Sordariomycetes; Hypocreales; Ophiocordycipitaceae. The record is from RefSeq and is a predicted model, not a curated record.